AUGGCCUCACGCGCAAUGUCGAUGCCGGCCCGCCGCCUGGCCGCCAGCCUCUCCACUCCCGCCAUGACCCGUCGCAGCUUCCAGAGCUCAGCACGCCUGCUCGAGGUGCCGGCAGGAGCCAUGCCCGUCCGCAAGCCCGUCGGUGCUUUCCGUGGAGGGNUACGAAUCACAUGCCUCUUCAACUCUCGCCCUUCUUCCAUCUUCCGCCAUCCCGGCCAGAGCCCGUCGCGUGACUUGACUGACAUGUGCCCCUACAGUAUUCUUGGUUUCCUCUCUGGAGCCGUCUUGAGCGGAGGAGCCCUGUACUACUAUGUCAUUGACGAGUACCGCGUCUCCAACGAGCUGUUGACCGAGGACAUCUACGUGAGUUUGCCGCAUGCUUGCGCCAGCGAGAGCAACCAAGACUAA
Messenger RNA from Aureobasidium uvarum, 408 nucleotides. The record is from the annotation of a GenBank genome assembly. NCBI's taxonomy places the organism in Eukaryota, Fungi, Ascomycota, Dothideomycetes, Dothideales, Saccotheciaceae.